Molecule: messenger RNA, 219 nt
Organism: Miscanthus lutarioriparius
Lineage: Eukaryota; Viridiplantae; Streptophyta; Magnoliopsida; Poales; Poaceae
Source: the annotation of a GenBank genome assembly
AUGCGGGAUUUGGGGAACGCAGGCAUCUCAGGCCCUCUGGUUCCAGAUCUGGGAGGACUGAAGAACCUCCAGUACCUCUGCCUCGAUGGAUUUGCAGGCAACCCGUACCUGUCAGAUGGGUGCCAAGAUAUCAAUGAGUGCCAAAGUCCAGAACUCCAGAUCAGUAUCCAACAAUGGGGGAUUAAAGUUGUUCUUGUGUAUCCAGCACACACAGCAUAG